AUGAGAUUCUUCAUCAUCCUUCUUUUGGCUUUCUUGGCUGUCACUGCUCUUGGUAAGUCAAUGUUACAUUAGAAGUCACAAAAAAGAUACUUUUGUUAUACUCUUGCUUGAAUAAUACAGUAUACACAAUAAUCCUUUAGGAGCAGCCCACCACGGUAAGAAGCCAGUUCACAAGAAGCCAGCCCACCAUCCCCCAGCGCACAAAGCCCCAGCUCACAAAGCUCCAGCUCACAAAGCCCCAGCCGAAGCCGGUACUAAAGCUCCAUCUGGAACUGGUGCCACUUCAGCUGCCAAGACUACUGGUGCUGCUGCGGCUGCUACUACCGCCAAGGCUUCUUAA
Messenger RNA from Bursaphelenchus okinawaensis, 340 nucleotides. Lineage: Eukaryota; Metazoa; Nematoda; Chromadorea; Rhabditida; Aphelenchoididae. The record is from the annotation of a GenBank genome assembly.